AUUGAGCAGCAACGAAUUCAAGAGAGGCUUGGUGAUGUGACAGCGCAAGCAAAUGCGAUUCAAGCAAAAAUUCGGGAAACUGAGCAGGGUAGUUCGGAGGAACAAACGCUGCUAGAAACUUAUAUGAAUCUCACGAACGAGAAGAAUUCGUUGGUUGGGCGUCAAGAGUACUACAACAUCAUAGAAAAUAUAAGAGAAGCCAGUCGUCAUAUUGCCGAUCUCAAUCAAGAGCUCGAUAGCAUGACGAAGAAUGCCCGUGAUGACUACUUCAAAACGGCUGAAGAGAAGGACCGCACUGACGAGCUUAUGGAAUCGUAUAUGGAGGCAAUACAAAAGAAAGACGAUCUUAUACAAAAGCUAUUUGCAACAGAGGAGCAGUUGCAAGAGGAUGAGAAUCGGCUCAAAUCUUUAACACUCGAAAGAGCGAGCAAUUUUGUACGUGGAAACGACGAGCCUCUCACAGCUAGUCGAAGAAUCUUAACUUGGUUGAGAGGAUAA
This is a messenger RNA of Strongylus vulgaris, 498 nucleotides long. NCBI's taxonomy places the organism in Eukaryota, Metazoa, Nematoda, Chromadorea, Rhabditida, Strongylidae. The record is from the annotation of a GenBank genome assembly.